CCUCAACUGAUGUUGGCAUUGUUUUUUUGGAGAUUGGUAUAGUAUCUGCAUUAAACUACAGUCUUCACACAAGUGUAUUUUUAUUGAUGUAUAUUAACUAAUUUAACAUUACAAAAAACGGAUUUUUCAACUUCGAAAGGGGAUUAUAAUUUUUUUUUCUCCAUCGAUGUGAUAAAAGUGUUUGAACUAUGUGCUGUUAAGUUUCUCAAAAUACAAUCUCAAUGGUUUCCAAAACAUAGUGUUUGAUUAUUGUUUUUGUGCAAAACUUACAAAAUUGUUUUGAAAUUAUGUAACUAUUCUCAAAAAGUGAUGAACUGCGGCAAUUUCUAUAUUGUCUAAGUCAACUACAGGAAAGGUUUUCAAGAGCAUGAUAAAUAACUUUCCUCAGAGUAAAAAUGUCAACAAAAAGUUAUAACAAAUCAUUAAACCGCAAAGGUAAUAAUGUCGGUGCUUCUGGAAAUAUCCAAUUUGAAAAGCUAUUCCGUGAAAAUAGUAAUAGGCCAUCAGUUUCUAAAUCAGCUGGUAUUGUUGGUAAAUGGGGAAUAACAUCCUUUACAUCAAUUCGAAGUUCAAACAUAAAUGAUAAACCUGCUGGAGAGAGUCGAAAAUCUCAUGGAACAAAACGACAAAAACUUGAUGUCCCAAAAUCUAAUUCGUUUAAAAAGAAAGCUCAACCACCAGCACCAGCACCUCCACCAGCACCAACACCAGCACCAACAAAAAUAAGUGAUAACAAACCAAAAAAGUUUUUCAAGAGUCGAAAUCAAGCUGCUGCAGCUGCUGCAGCUGGGACUCUUAAUGCUGAUAAAAAAUCAAAUCCUGCCACAACAGAUGUAGAAAUGGUCAGUGGUAACAGCCACCCAAAAACAAAGCCGGAGCAGGCAGAAGAAAAAAAUGUUCUUCAAUCAACCAGUUCAGAGAAUUUAAAACCUCCAAUUGUUUUACGAAUCUGCAAGGGUACUGCCAGGCUUGUGGGUGCUAAAAUAUCAAAGGAUAGUUCAUCGGAAGAAGUUUCUUCUCCGACUUCUAGUUCUAAUAAUACAACAACUAACAACCGAGACGAAGUUACAGAUCAUACCCCAAGAAAAACUAGAAGUCGAACGAAAGUACAAGAAACCGAUGUUAAUGUACAUCAGACUAAAUUUACAAUUAGUACAGAAACUGCAUAUCCUAAAAAACUAAAUUUAAAAAGAACUUACAGCGAUGCAAAUGAAGAUUAUGCAACAAAUGAUACAAUUCAUUAUCCAAAAUUACACAUUAAAGAGAUUCCAGAACGUCCUUCAAAGAGUGAAAUUGAAGAUAACAAUUCUAAAUCUUUGUUGAACGAUGUUCCAACUAAUUUACCACCGGUACUGCCUCAACAAGUUACAAAUAACGAAAGAACCGAAUCGGUCGUCGCACCGCUCAAUGUAGACAAUUUAACGUCAGACCAAAUUAUGCACACCGAUGAACCCGAUUCUUUGCCCGUCGCGCCCGUAGAAGAAAAAUAUCCCGAAAACGUAUAUCAGAAUCAAAGCGACAACAAACCAACAUCAGCACCGAUCAGCGAACCAAAAUCGAACGUAGUGAAGGAAGCCGAGCAGGAUUGGUUCUCCGACAGCGACGAGAGCGAAGGCGCCAAUAACGCCAACGACGCUCGGAUCGAGGCCCAAGAGCCGUCGUCGGUGGACGGCCCGAGCGCGCUGCUGACCAGCAGCAGCAGCAUCAGCAGCAAGACCUUCGAGAAGCCGGCUCUGCUGAAGAAGGGCAGCAUCUUCAAGACCCGCUGCGCCGGCGGCACGUCGAGCAACAACAAGAGGCGAGCUCUGUACAAGCACAAGUGGUGCGACGGCGACAAGGAGAGCAAGGCCGGGUCGCAGGACAACGCCGCGGCGACCGACGCGAUGAUGAUGGACUCGUUGACGAGCAUGCCGCCGACCAAGAGCGGCGGCAUGAUGCUGCCGUCCGGCGAGCAUCAGCAGAGCGGCGACGCCUCGUCCAUGAGCGUCAUGGAUUUCCAAGAGUCCGAGAGCUCGACGACGUCGUACUCGGAAGCGACGAGCGGCACCGGCAAAAAAACUAAAGAAUUUUACACAGUCGUGAAAAACGUCAAGAAAGCCCAUCAAAUCCAAGAGAGCGGCGAAUUUCAGGAAUUCAACGACGACGUCGAGUACAUUUUGGACACGCUCAGAGAGAACAAUCCGAACGCCACUCGGUGUCUGUCGGCCAUCAGAUUGGCCACCAAGUGCAUGGCCCCCGCCUUUCGGAUGCACGUCAGAGCUCACGGAACCGUUGCCAAGUUCUUCAAAGCUCUGCACGAUGCCAAAGCCGAUCAAAGCUUAGCUUUGUGUACAGCGACAGUUAUGUUCGUGCUGAGCCAAGAUCGUCUCGCCAUGGAUUUGGAUAGAGAUUGUUUGUCGUUGAUGCUGAGUCUUCUGGAUUCGGACGCGAGUUACAAAAAUGCCCUGAACGACUGCGGCUUGAGCUACGCCGAACUCUUGAAAAAUAAAGAACGAGUCAGGCAGCUCUGUGCCGAUAUUCAAUCCCAGGGACACGCAAAACAUCUAAAUAUCGAUAACAUAACAGUAGGACAAUUGGCUAUGGAAACAUUACUCAGUCUUACGUCCAAGCGAGCCGGAGAAUGGUUCAAAGAGGAGCUGAGAAAGCUCGGCGGCUUAGAUUUUAUAACGAAAACUAUUACAGAGUGUUAUAGUUUUAUUUUUAAUAAGAAAGUAGAAAAUGACAUAUGGUCUGAAGAACUACUGGAUAAGUUAAGAAAAGUUGAUAGAUGUCUAAGAGUGUUGGAAAAUGUAACUAACAUGAAUGAAGAAAAUCAAAUUUAUUUAUUAAGUUAUGACAAUAGUAUAUUAGAAAAUACAUUAGCUAGUCUGUAUGAUCUUUGUAUACAAGAAGUGAAGAAGUACCCUACUCACAACUCCAGCGAUAAAGCGUCGAGUGGAGUUGUGAUUCGUGAAUGUUUGAUAGCGAUCAUCAAAGUGUUCAUUAAUCUUACACAUCGAUUCAAAGAGCAAUCUACGCGCAGAAGAUCUAUAGGUUUUCAGUAUCAUAUCGUACGAAAUAGUUUAUUGCUUCUAUUGCAUAUUCCACCUUAUCUGCCAGACGAUAGACGAUUCGAUGUUAGAAUGCUGGCAUUGAUAUUUUUAAUUAAUUUGACGGAGCAAAGUGAAGAGAAUAAGAAGUACAUUAUAAAUUGCGAUGAAUCACCGAGUAGUCAAGAACAAACUUAUGGAGUUCAAGCACUCAUUGACCUUUUCUUCAAUCAAGAAGAGUUAGCGCGUUUAGAAGAAAAAAAUACAGAUGCGAUUUUAGACGGUAAAAAGGAACCCGAUCAAAGUACACCUCAAUCAUCGGCUUCGAAGUCCCGAGAAGAUAUCAUUGAAGAAACUGUUGCACAAUUACUUCAAAAAGCUGGUCGACACAUGGAGCAUACUUUGAUAGCAGCUUAUGUUGCACUCUUACUAGGAUAUUUGAUCAUGGACAACGAUGACUAUGUUCAAGUUGUGCGAUCGAAGCUACCUGAUAAUAAAUUCUCGACAAUGGUUCUUGUUCUACAGAAAUUCUUCAACUUCAUGAAUCUCACAGCAUCGAAUGAAGUGAGUAGCUGUGGAAUAGCGGCGACUGAGAAAGUCAUCAAGUUCAUGAAAAUGCUUGAUGAGGUUGAGCAUAUAUAAAUUUCAUCACUUAUUCACCAUACAUUCAUUAAUAUUAACUUAUAUAUAAAAAUGUUAAAAUAAUUUAAGAGUUCGAUUUAAAUAUUUCCUUGUUCGAAAUUGUAAAAUAAAAAUUAAGAUGAGAAUCUUAACACACGUUAAAAUGUAAAGAAAAGUAUUUGUAAUGCAAAUUUUAAAUAAGAAUUUUCCCUCAUUAAGUACACGAAAUACUUUUCAACAUAAUAACGUACACAUGUAACAAGAGCAUCGUUUUUAUCCUUCUGAUUGACAAUGAUUGCUUAAUUUUCUACAGUAUUUAGUUCGAAUAAAAUAAUUUUGUAACAUUUUAAAACACUCAAUUCCAUGUAGUUUAAAAUGUUUUUAUGUUGUAUAUGGGUCGUCAUCGCAUCAUAUGCGAUGGGCCUCAACACAUUACGUAAAAUACGUAAUAAAAAAAGAUAAAUAUACAAAAUAUAAAGUUCA
This is a messenger RNA of Trichogramma pretiosum, 4133 nucleotides long. RefSeq names its product protein wings apart-like (gene wapl). The coding region runs from base 396 to 3671 and encodes 1091 amino acids. The transcript has 11 exons. NCBI's taxonomy places the organism in Eukaryota, Metazoa, Arthropoda, Insecta, Hymenoptera, Trichogrammatidae. The record is from RefSeq and is a predicted model, not a curated record. Gene Ontology annotation, biological process: regulation of chromosome condensation.